Molecule: messenger RNA, 559 nt
Organism: Sclerotinia trifoliorum
Lineage: Eukaryota; Fungi; Ascomycota; Leotiomycetes; Helotiales; Sclerotiniaceae
Source: the annotation of a GenBank genome assembly
AUUCCGUCUUUUGCUGCCAAACCAGUGGUAACCCCCGCGCCAAUACUUUGACCCCAGAGAACAAUCUCACAUCUAAGGAUUAAGGAGUGAUUAGCUAAACGGACAUUCCCCAAUGCCCAUCGAUAACGACCACUGCUACUCACCACGAUCCCCUCGAAGUCUCUCUCUUAUGGAGCCGGCACCCGCUGCCGAACAUCAAGAAUGGGCUUUCAAAGGGUUUCUUGAACGUACCAGGAUUGGGAACGAUACAACAUACAAUCUCGAGUUUCAGCUGCAACAUGUUCCAGAGCAUCUUCAUCUCCCUGUUCUUUCCGAAGCAAUGAACAUUGGUUUUCAUAAGAGGACAUUCACAGAUGUCUCAACCCCUUGCAACGUUCUACAUUCCAAGGUACAUUCGGCACGAUUAUCAGCUAAGAGGAAACGCGUUCCAUGGGAGCUGACAGAAUAUGAAACGAUACUUAGGAUGAAAAAGGAUGAUUGCUUCUAAGGGGAGAUCUAUGAUGUCCUUCCGCGUCGAACUCCAAUGGCGAUCCAGUUACAGUACUCUAUGAGACUCAAA